Molecule: messenger RNA, 351 nt
Organism: Pseudogymnoascus destructans
Lineage: Eukaryota; Fungi; Ascomycota; Leotiomycetes; Thelebolales; Thelebolaceae
Exons: 2
Coding region: 1-351 (116 amino acids)
Source: RefSeq, a predicted model, not a curated record
AUGUCGAUGUUCUUGUUCGUCUUCGCAUCCAACAACCUUACCGGGAUUUCACAUGGCGCCAUCACCGUUUACGGCCUCGAAAAUGGUGCUAUCACCGAGGCAAAGGCGACUUCAGUGGAUUUUGAUCGUGACGAUGGAGAGGUGGAACAUAUGGCAGCUAGCGGCACCAAGAUGAUUACGGCGAAGGAGCAUGGACACAGGGAAGCAAAGGAAAAGAGGCAUCAGGAACAAUCUUAUAUUCUAUAUAACUUCAAUAAUAUAGCCAUCAUCCAUGCAAAUCCCAGCCCGAAUUGCCUCAAUGUGAUCAUCUAUUCCGCCCAGCCCAACGGCGACAUGACAAGCAGCCCAUGA